CUUAGACAGGGGAGCAUCGUGUCGUCAGGGCACAGGGUCACAGAGGCGUGGCAGAUCUGCCGGUGGUGUGCGGCUCCAGUGACUUUCAUAGUGUCGUCUUCAAGAAGAAAGUGCAUUUGGAUCACGGCAAGUGGAACAAGAACAGUGGAGGACGUGCCUGUGGAUUUAGUUGUUUUCGUCUUAUCUAGUGAGUUAAACAAACAUUAUUUACAUAAAUAUUGAAAUCAUCCCGCCCUCCGUGAGUUGUUGGACUUGGACUCUUGUAAGAAAUACUAAGUGCGUAAUGUUUCAUAGCUGUGCUUAUUGACGGUGAUUUAUUUUGUUGGUUUCCUCCACUUAUGUGUCUGCUACCCUAGCUAAAAUUUUAUAGCUCCAAUAUUUGGAUUUCAAAAUAAAGAAGCCGCAAUGCCCUUGUGAGUGGCCCAAAUUAAAAUGCUAACAAUUGUCCACAUUACGGAAACAGUGUCACCGAAAGAAUAGCGAAUGCAGAUGGUCUAUUUGUUCUGUAACCGAAGAAUUGCUUUUUGUUCUCCGACCAUUGUGCCACAGUCAUUAGAACAAUUGUUCCAAAAUACAGCGGUAUGACGACAGCUCAUUGCUAACACUGAGGUCGGAUCAGGUUCCUGCCCGGACUUUGUUGGUUGAAAUGAUUCUCUUAGCUUCGUUCUGAUCUUCAGCGCUGCAGGGGCAUCCGUACUCCAGAAGACUUAUCAACCUGACUUAUUUAAGCAGUGAAGAAGGAGGUAACGUGUACGAAGGGGUCUCCGUACUUUACCAGUGAUCGUGCUGCUUCGUCCGUUCUGUUACCAUUUGUGCGUCUAAACGAGAAAUGAUGAACCAGCAGUGCAAAGUUUGCAAUGAACCGGCAGCCGGGUUCCACUUCGGGGCGUUUACCUGCGAGGGUUGUAAGUCAUUCUUUGGGCGGACGUACAACAACCUGAGUUCUAUUUCCGAGUGCAAGAACAACGGCGAGUGUGUAAUAAACAAGAAGAACCGCACUUCCUGCAAGGCCUGCAGGCUCCGCAAAUGUCUUCAAGUGGGAAUGUCAAAGAGUGGUUCUCGUUACGGUAGGAGGUCCAACUGGUUCAAGAUUCACUGUCUGCUGCAAGAGCAGAGUUCCUCUGGAGCGACGCCUAACCAAGCGCUGUUAGGCAGCAACGGCAGCGGCUUCUACCCGGGACUCUGGCACCCGAGUCAUCUCCUAACGUCCGAAAAUUACUUGCAAGCGAGGAUCAAUGGAUUCCCCGCCGGACAGAAAGAUGACAUAAAAAAGGAGGAGAACAGACAUUCGUCCACAGAUGAUUCUGGUGGAUCUUCGAUGGAAGAUGUAGAGGAGGACGCUAUUUCAAGGUCAGGGAGCGUGUUGAGCUUCAUGUGGCCUCCUUCUUCCCACAAAACACCAUCACCCUUUAGUGAAAAAGAAUCACCUAGUAUACAAAGUCAGAAAAUACCUUGCACGAUGCCUUCAUCACCUCUCGGCGUCUCCACACACCCCGCCUUCCCAUCCCCUCUCAACCCUAACAUCCUGUCCCUGCCUUACCUUACAGCCCAAGUGAGACACUCCUACCCGUUUCCCGCCACAAGACCCGGGCUGACUCCUGCCUCCGGCCAUCCUAUGCAGCUUGACCACAUCCCCCCACCCUCUUGGCCUCAUAGGACCGGCGGAGAUCUCCUCCUCUACAGCCCAGCGCCCGGAGGCAUUCCCUUAGAGCAAGAAGAGCCUAUAGACCUCUCCGUUAAAUCCACAUCAACGACGCCUGCUCUGACGCCACCCUGCGCCUCGCCAGAUCACAGGCGCCGUUCUGAUGAUGAGGAAGGAACGCUGAAGGAAGGAAGAACCACACCGCUAGAUCUUACUAAGAGAUCACCAGAAUUAUCAAUGGAACUACCAAGAGAGAAUUUUGUUAGUUGAACCUCAUCUUUAGAUGUUAAAUAAUCUGACAAGACCAUAUUUCAUGUGAUUGAGACAGAAAAUUAUGUUUAAAAAUCAAUGUUAAGUAUUUAACUGUAUAAUGUUCUGAUAGUGCCCCAAAAAAUCUUGUUUACCGUUUUUUAAACAAUCAUGAUUGUAGCAAAUAAAAAUGUAUUUUAUAUUAUAACGAUAAUUCAACAAGUGAGCAAAAGUAGUGAUAAAGUAAACUCUAAAGUUUUUUUGCAAAGGUGAUAACACUGAUAAAUCGCAAAUGUACGAAUAAAAAAUGUCACCAGAUUUGAGGAAAAUAAUAUAAUAUUAUAGUCAUAGCAAAUAGUAUUAAGUACUGAAAGAAACUCAAUGCAGUGUUUGAUGUGAAACUAUAUCUUGAUGGUAAUCCAGAUAUCUCGAAAACUCAAACGUUUUUCUUUAUAAAAUAUGCGCAGAUGUUAGUUUCACUUGUGGUGGAUCGUGUUCUUUUUUAAAGUACUCCCGCGAUAUUGAGACUUACUGGCCGCUAAAUCAGCAGAUUAUUCAUUAAACUGGUUGUAUCACGACGAAAUGAAAAUUCCAGGUGAAUCAUAUUACUAGAGAUACCAAAAAUAACAGGGGUCAUCAAUCGAACCCGGCCCAGCCCACGUAGAGAAACAGGGUGCCGUAAUGUCUUACCUCUGACCCCUCCGACACUGACAAAUGCCAAAGGCGUUGUAGAAAGUGUCUCACAGGUUGCGAGCGUAUCCAUAACCCCGGUUCCAUCGUCUUCUGUACCGGCACAUGAAUUAUUUAUCAGCGCGAAGGAGUUAGAUUCGACAUUGAACCCACAUACUCUAUUUGGCUACCAAAACGAAUGUCUUGAUUUGAAAAUAUGCCAUUCAAGCGUGUCAUUUAAAAUGAAAUUGGUCGAAACAUUGUUCUUCAUUGACAGCUGUAGAUUUACAAAAACUACACGGCACCUUAAAUUCGAUUUGGUCGGUAAAAGGCUUUCAUAAUUACGUAGUAGCAUUGUAAUGUAGUUCGCGUUGAACAGAUUUACAUCAAAUUAAGCGGACUAAAUCUACUCAGUAAGUAUAUCACAACUUGUUGGGCGGUCGCCAGUUGGUUAUGCAAUAUUUUUUAUCGAUAAGCAGUCAGUGAUGGAAAGUAUUACAGUAUUUAUUCCCAAGGCUGGAACACUUCACGCUUGAUGUUUUAAAUUAUUCGUAUAACCGUUCAUCAUAUUCCUUAUUAAAGCAAACCGUACCGUUAUCACGUUUUCUAUCCAGUUUGCUGUAACUACCACCUAAUAGAAUAUCGGUUUCCAAUCUUCGCCGGUAAUACACACUAUAACGGCAACGUACGCGCAAACACCGAGUGGCUAAAGGUUAAUGAAGCGGGUAAGCGCGGCUGAAGGGACGGUUGUUCAAUUACAGUGCGGUUUUUAACCGGGCGCUGGGGGCGGGGAUAGGACGAGCCACACAGGGGGUUUUACGAUAACGUUUGCCUCACAGCGUCUACUAAAAUAUUCCGCCACGUUGUGUACUCUAUUUUAGCAAAUGAGUCAGGAUUUCCAAUUCAAUACUGAAGGAUUCAGAUCGUGCGCAUUCAUACAAAUGGCCUGAAAAACUAAAAUUCUACAAGUAUAAAAUAAUUUCCACCUUAAUUCCUUGUAAAAAUGUGCUUCGGUUUAAAAGUUUGAAGGCCAGGACUUUAUGUUGCGAAAUGAACGAAAAUAUUGUUACAGUGCCAAAACUUUCUAUAAGCAAAUUACAAUACUAACAUUAGCUUAAACAUUAGUGUCAUACACGAUAUAGAAAUAUAUAAAAUGUUUUAUAACUUUUAUUAGCUAGCGAUGAUUAAAUCUAUUAACCUCUAUCUAGAUUUUUAGAACCACUCAAUUUAGUUAAACUAGUCGACGAUAAAAUUAAAAUAUUGUGACAUCAAUAGAGACCGAUGGCGAACUUAAUCGAAUCGACAUGGAGAUCCCUAUGGUUCCCACGUGUUUGAAAGUCAAUCGAACCACAUGUAUAUGUGCAGAGGGAGGGGAGCAGAAUCAUCGGAAUUUUACGGGUGGGAGCAGCCUCCGGCGAGAGACGACCGCGACCGGUGACUCGGGAGAUGCUCUCCCUUUACGACCCCAGCGCCGCGCCGUCCUCACUUGCUUUCUCCCGCGCGGUACGGCACACACGCGGUUUCUCCUCGAUAAAUUAAAAGACGCGUUGUUGUGUUGUGCACUUUCAUCUUCGGUUCGCACGGGACGGAUUGGGUAGGGUACUGAGAAACGAUGACGUAGACGAAAACACGUCUUGUCACGUCAGCCGAUAGGUAAUGGGCGUGACAAGAGACUACAAUUUUAAAGCCUCUAUGUUUUAUUCAGUUUGUUAAAGUGUCGUUUGUUACGGCAAUUUAAAAUCCAACGUGCCAUUUUAGAGGUUAUGGAUAGGAAUGGAGUUCGUGGCACACGGCUUGUCGAGCUCUGUAUGUAACCUACCAACGUGUGUCACCACGAGGAAAUGUUAUAACGGGUGUGAACUUCAAAUUUAUAUUUUUUAUCUCCAUUCAUUGAUUUCUAGGGAGGAGUGGGCCUAUUUAUUGACCUAUCUAUAUUCCGAUCCAUUUGGUCAUAGGAUUUGCGUGAAUGUCCCAAACAGAAUGAAUACAGUGACAAAAAGUAUUUGAAAAUGCCCUACUCAAACCCUUCUAAAAUCCGAUAUUUAGAACGUGUGGCUACCGGCUCUUCUAAUCACAAAGCUUUGAGUUAUAGUACUGUAUUUUACACAUGAGUUUUACACAAUUUAUUUCUUUAAUAAAGCAUUCUACGAAAAUAACAUUUGCCACAAAUUGAAAAUUUGUAUUGAAUUGCUACUAAGGUGCUACUAGGUUUAUGAAAGAUGUGUAUUAUAUUCUUUUUGCUAUUUAAGGAUACGAAAACAAUUAAUUCCUACGAAUUGAUCCUGUUUAAUAAGUCGAUCAUUGAAUAUACUUGUAUUAUAUUAUAUAACUAUAAAGCUAUAUUUUUAAUUAAUAACAUUGCUAUUUUUGGCAAAGUGAUCUUUUCAAGUCUUUGGAAUACGUUUCGUCGUCUGAAAUAUUAUUUACCCUAUACAUUUACUAUUACUUAAAUAUUAUUAUAACUUUGUAGGCGUACAUGUUCUGUCACGGGGUUCUUACUCAAUUAUGGUGUUAACUGUAUUAUACAAAGUUUAAAAUUUCUCUUAAAAAUUAAAUUCCCUCAUCGUACGUAAAGCUCGCUUAUUUGUAGCCACCACGUUUGAUUAUUUAUUAGUGGUUGCGAAUUUUAACUGAACGUUUUCACCCUUUCGCUGCCGACUGCUAUUCUCGUGCCGACCUUGCAAGUGAGUCACUCGGCGUGCACGAGGCUCCACAAUCCGAUCAGGAGAGGAAGUGACUAUAUCAAACAGAUCGGCUGGUGGCAAUGUUGAGUGCGUCACCUUUAGUAUCAGGUUGUUUAUUAUUGUUUAUGCCCGGCUCGACGGCUGACGUAGACUCUGUACACGCGAGUCUAUUGUUACACCUACCUGUUUGUUCAGACUGGUUUUUAAUCACUUCAACUCUGCAUUGAGUAAACUUUCUGCAAUGUUUAAUUAUAUACCUACUAAUAAUAGGUGUUUACAAACUACCAGUAUUGGUACUCGUAGGGUUUAUACCAAAUAUUUUACUUAGUUGUUAUAAAUUAAAAAAAAUAGAUUACCCUUCAAAACUAAAAUAUUAAUCUAUUCAUAGCUAACUGAUUAUUUUAUCUGGAUAAACUUACGUCAUUUAUCACAAAAGCCUGUGUUUCCUGAUACAUAUAUAUUUUUUUAAGUAUUUAUGUAACUAUUUAGGUAUUAAAUACCUUAUAUUUUUUUCUCGUAUGGUUUUACGCUUUAUUCACUUUGAAUAUAAUUUAAAAUGUAGUGGUUAAAACGGAUACGAGUAAUUUCCAGAAUUAUUUCAUAAUAUAUUUCAGAAAUUGUGUUAGGUGAAUAAUUAAACUCACUAUGUAUUCUUAAAAUGGGUGUACCAGAAAACCAUUUUUUUCAAUAGUUUGUCCUUUAAAGCACUUUGAAAAAUUUUAAUGAUUUUAGUUUACGUUUCAUAGUAAUGUUUAUGUUGAAGUUACGCAUAAAAGGCCCACAAUUUUUUAAUUUAGUUUUAACAUUACAUAUCUACAUAUCUUUAUCUAUAAAUUAUUAAGUAAGACUUAUGAGAUUCAUUAGUGCCUCUGCAGCAGUUAAAUCCCUUUAUUCAAGGCGACUUUGUUUUGAAGUAACCCGAUGGUGUCUGUUAGUUUUAUCCAGUGUUCUUAGCUCAAUAUACGAGCUCGUAUUUAAUUGACACUGCGUUCAUGGAUGGACUUAUAUGAAGGGAGAACUACUUUUUCCUACCGAUAAAUGGUUUAAAACAAGUUUACGUGGAAUGUUGUGAUUACUAUUAUCAUUUUGUUACGUUGUAUUGGACAAUUAUGUAACAUACGUGUGUAUAUUAGUCAAGUGUAUAUAGUUAUAAAUCCGGCGGUAUUUAUUGUAAUGUAAGACUGUACGUUUUAAGGCCAGUUUCAAGUCAUACUUUGUUUGCUUUCUUGUUGAUUUUGUGUGCUUUGCGUUAGUGAAUUACGUAUUUUGUAUAAAUAUUUUAUAAAUAACAUACGUUUUGAAAUA
Messenger RNA from Homalodisca vitripennis (glassy-winged sharpshooter), 6549 nucleotides. RefSeq names its product protein embryonic gonad-like. Bases 830 to 1912 code for a protein of 360 amino acids. NCBI's taxonomy places the organism in Eukaryota, Metazoa, Arthropoda, Insecta, Hemiptera, Cicadellidae. The record is from RefSeq and is a predicted model, not a curated record. Gene Ontology annotation, molecular function: DNA-binding transcription factor activity; zinc ion binding; sequence-specific DNA binding. The transcript is spliced from 4 exons. Gene Ontology annotation, biological process: regulation of DNA-templated transcription.